AUUUGUAUGUAAAGAACAUUUUAUCAUGCUAAUAUGGUGGCUGAUUUGUGCCAUUUCAUUAUUUUGUCCUGUCAUAGCGACACGACAAACGUCUUUAAGCCGCCCCUCCACCUCCGCACGUUGCUUUGGCAGCCCAACAAACGUCGCCCCGCCGAAUGUCUCCCCGAUUAACGUCGCCCCGCCGAAUGUCGUCCCGCCAAAACGUCGCCUCGCCGAAUGUCGCCCCGCCGAACGUCGCCUCACCGUGUGUCGCCCCGCCAAACGUCGCCAUGCCAAACGUCUUCUUGCCAAAUGUCGCUCUGCGAAUGUUUCCCCUCCUGAUAUUAGGGCUCAGGCUUUGCAUAAUUAAGGAAGUAAAAAUGAAUUUCUUUACAAGACUUAGUGUUAAAAUAACUGUUCGGAUAAGAUCUGAUAUGACCAUUGCCCAACCCCCUCAGCCAAGUGUAACAUUGACAUUUCAGAUAGGGAUAUGAAGUUUGCUCACAAGAGUUCACCACAUCGACGCAAGCAAUGUAUGACAAAGUUAUAAUCUAGACAAAAAUUAAACGGUCGGACGGACGGACGGCAGGUGCGUGCACGCACGCAUAAUUACCUCUAUCGUUCUGUAUUUCAUGAAAAGUUUACAAUUUAAAUGUGCACUGAUUGAAUGAAGGUUUUGGGUUUGGGAUGCGGGUGAGGGGAUUUUGGUAAGAGUGAGUAAUUUUCUCUUGUAGCACUUCAUUAGAGACUAAAAAUGUUAUCAUGUUCCAGGUGUUAUAGGCAGGUCAUAGUUAAACGUAUGGUCAAACUAAAUCCAACAUGAGAUAUUAAGCAUGGAAUAGUUAGAGUUACACGAGAUAACACACAGAAAAAAAGUCCUCAAAAAUAUCACUACAGGAUACGGAGAUAUCACAUUAUAUUAAUUAGGGAAAAAAAUCAUGCACCGUGUGCUAUGUUUUCCCUACUUCCGGCAACAAACAUUGGAGCUUUAUGUCAAAUUGUGUGGAACACCACUCCUGGUUAUUGUUGAGUGAAUCGUGCAUGUGCUGAGGUGAAGUGUGUUAUUUGCGACAUGAAUGACUUACGUAAAAUAGCAACAUUGGGCGAACAAUAUAUGUUACACCAUUGAACAUUGUCCACUGUGAGUGCAGAAAAAAAAUACAGCAACCCAAAUCUGCUUCGAGCUGCAAAAGGAACUGAAAGCGAAACAGAGAAAUAAUGGAUUCAGCUUUUAUGCUUGUCGUCAUAUGGUUGAUUACUGGAACGAAAUUUGUUGCAGGCUUAUCUUUUACUUUGUCAGCAUCGCGAGUAAAAUUAGGAACUACAGGAACUCUGAGCAUGACAUGUGAUGUUACAGAAAUAGAUGCAGCUGUGAUAUACAACAUUCAAAUACGGCGAGAAACAGACCCAGGAUCAAACUACACAUGGGAAACCCUUGCUGAAAUUGAAGCAGGUUUAAAAGAAGUUCCAGUUUUAGAUAAAGACAUUGUAAAUGACAAGGGCUUUGUUGCUGGUGGUGUAUUUGAUAAAGGUACUCCAAUUAACACUUAUUUAAUAUUAGAUAUGAAUAAAGAGAAACUGACAUAUAGUGACGCCAGAGACUAUAGAUGUGAGCUGACCUAUAAAAGUAACAUUACUGGUAGCGUUGCCUCUGUUCAAAGAAACGCCAGCCUUUCAAUUGUAGGUGACGAUGACCACAACAAAACGCAGUCGGACACAAAUGGAAGCACGGAAUGUGUCUGCAAAACAACACCAGUGAUCGUUGGUGUUAUAUUAGGAGUUUUCUUAGGAAUGACAAAUAUUAUGACGAUAGUAUACGUUAUGAAGAUGAAGAUGAGACAGGCAAGAGCAGGAGAUCAAUUAGGAGUUGGAGAACCAACAAACUUUGUUCCUUCAUAUGAGCUUAAGUGCUGCAUACGAAAAGGUGACAAUGUUCGUGAGAAAGUGACAUAGACUGUGCCCAGCAGGUUUCGCUUGAUAUUUGAUGUUCUAUGAAGACAGCGUAUCUAGUCGUACAUCUAAGCAGACAUUGGACCAAAUUCAAUCGCGAAACUAGGAAUGUAAAUUUCUUAAUUACGCAGCCUCUAUGGUAUAUGAGGAAUUGCAGAUAUGAAGCGCUCUACCAAUAACCUAAAACGGUCUAGAAUUGAUCUUUUAAAAGGACAGAUAGAUAUAACUGGACAAGUAAACUAUGAAUACAACAGUGCCUUCUUGUCACACCUCUCAUACGUGAAUAUCCUUUGGAAGCAGAAAAUAAAACUGUUAUGUUAUAUAAUGUAUAUAUAUUUGGUGUAGAGAUUAAUAAUUGGUGAAAUAUAAUAUGAACUGUACGUAAUGAUUAGGCUGAAAUCUGAAAACGAGUAAUGUAAAUGGUGUGUAAAAAGUUCGUUCCUAUUUUCACCAUACGCUUCAUUUUCAAAUGAGGAGGCAAGUGCCGCUGUAAUUUAAACAUUCAAACAAGAACGCAUAUCAGUUUUAGAAAAUUGAAUAAAAAUAGUAUAAUUUCCGGACAAACUGGAUUCUUUGUCUAUAAAACACAUAUAUAUUUAAAUCACUCAAUUUCGAAAAGGCAAAUAUUUCCACUGCCCCAAUCCACUUUAUUAUACUGUUUACAUGUACUGGUCACUUAAAUAAAUUCAUGGUUCUGGCUAAAGUAGCUUAUAGGUAUGUUCAUCAGAAAAUGAAAACGUUCAAUCAAUAUUAGUUCCGAAAUGGAAACGCUAGCCUGUAAUAUUUUCAACAGCUUGAUUUUAUCCGAAAUGGCAUUAUCCAAACUUGGCACACUUUUUAAAUGUGAAAUCUAUAUAGCUAGCUUACGGUUUACAUGCCAAAUUGCAUUUGAUGACAUUCUUGUAUACUAAACAGGUUUUACAGUAACAAUGCGAGACGUGCAACAAAAUCCAUUCGAUACUAUACAGUUUAUUAGGGUAACAAAAACGAAUAGGAACGAAUUACUACACACCCUUUAUAUGUUAGGUGUUGUGUUGAUAUUUGAUAAAAUAUAGCAUGAAUGAACGUAACGGUUAGAUUAAUAUCUCUUUACGGGCAUGUGUAUAUGUAUAUGAAAUCUGUUACGGCUGAUGUUGAAAUCUUUUACGGCUGAUGUUCAUGUUGUAUUGAGAUUAUUUUUUAUGAAAUACUCAAUGCACUUAGUGAAUGAUAAUUCUACAAGAUGAAUGUAUGCCGCAUGAGGCAUUGAUCAGUUAGGAUAAUGAUAUAAAAAUCUGAUAGUUUGUUGAAAGAUUUUACAUAAUACUACAUCAUGCAGUUCUGAUACUAUUUACUAUUUGACCGAUGUUGUAUAGGUUAAAGAAAUUUACAACAAUGCAGCUUACCAAUGCAUACUGUAAAAGCAAAAAUUUUCGCGAGAGUUUAAAUAUCGCUAUAUUCGCGAAGCCCAACAUAUCGCGAAAAUUAAUCCUCGCGUAAAUGUUCACCAUAAGUAUAAUUCAUAUUCAAGAAUUAUACCGUUUUUACAAUUUCGCGAAUAACUUGGACAGUACUUAAAAAGACAUCAUAAGAGUGAGUGUACACUGGGAAAAUCUUACUUCGUUUGAAUUGGUACUUAUUGAAUCCAAAGUAAGACAGAAAUGUAAGGCAUGGUCACGAAUUAAAUGGCAUGAAAGAAAGCCAAUUCAUUGUGAAAUAAAUGUGAAUAUACAUGUAAGGAAAAUUAGCGGUAAAAUUUGUGAUUUAAAUCUUAGUUUGUUUAUAAAUACGAGUAUGUUCGAUUGUGAUACAUGUUUUUGAGAUUGUCCUGUUAUUUUGUAAAUGUCAUUAAGUUUGCAAACAUUCUGUAAGCACAUGUAUAUUUCACUGUUGUUUCUUGUCAACGUCCGUUUCCAGACAAGGUUUACAGCAUAGUGGAAAGUUUGUGUGUUGAUCUGAAGUAAGUUUUCAUGUUUAGCUCUUCUGUAUUAGUAUUCAGAUAUUAAAUCUUAAGUUUCAAUUGUAGCAAUACGUUCGUCAAUAUAAUCAUUUUUAGUAUAGUUAGUAUACAGAUACUAUGUACUGGAAGUAGUAGAUACUAUUAUAUUAUUAGUGCUCUCAUUCAGGUACACAAGUAAAAGGUAUAUCACAACCGA
Molecule: messenger RNA, 4064 nt
Organism: Mercenaria mercenaria
Lineage: Eukaryota; Metazoa; Mollusca; Bivalvia; Venerida; Veneridae
Exons: 8
Coding region: 1198-1932 (244 amino acids)
Source: RefSeq, a predicted model, not a curated record